AGCUACGUGGACCACGACACAGCUUUUGCUGAAGGUCUUGCAUUUUGGACUCAAAGUGGUGUUCCAGGCAUCCAGGCCGAGCAUUGGGCCGAGACUGAUGAAGGAGAGCUGAGAAGAUCCGUUCGGAUCUCCACAAAGGCGUUGUUUCAAGGCGGACUCAUCCUUGUUGAUAUGGCUCUGGUCCCUUGGGGAUGCGGUGUCUGGCCAGCAGUGUGGCUCCUUGGAUAUGAUGCACCUUGGCCGUACGCAGGAGAGAUCGAUAUCGUGGAGGGUAUUCAAGCGAUGACAAGCAAACAUACUCCAGCCGGAUGCGCACUGGACCAGACCCCUGGUCUAUUUACAGGUACCGUAGCUAAUACCAACUGCGAUUCCACCGAGGGAAAUUCCGGUUGCUCUAUUGUAUCCCCGUCGAACACAUCCUUCGGUAUGCCAUUCAAUGACCUUGGAGGUGGACUCUUCGCUUGUCUUUGGGAUAAAAGUGGGAUCAGAAUGUACAACUGGAUGAGAGCGGACAUCCCUCAAGACAUCAAAAGUGAACAGCCCAAUACAACCAGCUGGGAAACACCAGUCGCAACUUGGUCUUCGUCGACUUGCGAUCCUUAUGCGUUCUUCCAUCCGCAGCAAAUUGUCCUGAACGUAAAUCUAUGUGGCGAUUGGGCAGGGGGCAAUUAUGGUAGCUACCCCUACUGCCCUGGCACGUGUUCAUCUUACAUCACCAAUCCACAUAAUCUCAACAAUACUGUUAUGCUCAUCAACUCGAUCAAGGUUUUCCAGAUGGAGGGAGCUCCUAUAGUCACGGAGCAAGCACUGACUGCCAACAAUCAGACUGGUGCAGGAGGAUAUGUCAGAAGGCUUCCAAGCAGUGGCUACCGAACAUCUACCAGGGCGGACAUGGAGGUCAUGCUGUUUUUGAUAAGCGCUCUGAGCAUGGCUUUGGGGCCCUUGCGGACGCACUAAUGACUGAGAAAUGUUUGAGUACGUACGAGUUAUUAGGGCUCAGCACGAAGGCAAUAUGCACGACAUUAAUGAUGAUACAAGAAUUAAAAGGGUUCGUCAUUACUCGGAACAUGAUCGUCAUUUUGCUUCGACAUCAGUUCCCGUACCACCAUUGCAAUCACGCUGAGCGGCAUGAGAGCACUUCACAUGGACUAGGACUAGAGUUCUGUCAGAGGCAGCUCAUGACCGUCAGACCAGCUGGCCACUCACCCUCACAGUCAUCACAUCGCAGAGCCGGUCGCUGGCCUAGCCGUUUCUGACACACGGGACAUUUUGCAGAGGCAUUCAGACCUUUUUGCAAGAACCCAAAUGCCGAGACUGACUGGCUUUAGUCUUGGUGGUUCUGGUCCAAGAUGUAAAGUGCUCACAGGAGGAUAUCUUUUUGCCGUUCCACAAGGGA
Molecule: messenger RNA, 1396 nt
Organism: Kockovaella imperatae
Lineage: Eukaryota; Fungi; Basidiomycota; Tremellomycetes; Tremellales; Cuniculitremaceae
Product: concanavalin A-like lectin/glucanase domain-containing protein
Exons: 12
Biological process (GO): glucan catabolic process
Molecular function (GO): hydrolase activity, hydrolyzing O-glycosyl compounds
Source: RefSeq, a predicted model, not a curated record